Molecule: messenger RNA, 2564 nt
Organism: Dipodomys spectabilis (banner-tailed kangaroo rat)
Lineage: Eukaryota; Metazoa; Chordata; Mammalia; Rodentia; Heteromyidae
Gene: Ihh
Product: Indian hedgehog signaling molecule
Exons: 3
Coding region: 520-1755 (411 amino acids)
Biological process (GO): multicellular organism development; smoothened signaling pathway; protein autoprocessing
Molecular function (GO): calcium ion binding; patched binding
Source: RefSeq, a predicted model, not a curated record
AGGGACAUGGGUAGGGUGCGGUCUGCGCGGGGCUGGAGCCCGGAUCUCUUCUAUUUCCCCUCUCACUAGACCCCAGGCUGCGCCGCAGACGGCAGCAGCUCUCGCUCCGCCCGAGCCGCCUGACCGCCGGGCCGGGGUGCUAACCGCGGGUCCCUCCAGCCCGCCGGCCCGGCCAGCCCAGCCCAGCCCGGCGGCCCGCAGCCCCGCCGCCCGCCGCCCCCCGCCGCCGCCGCGUUGCCAAAACAAACGGGCCGGCCUAUUUAUUGGCGGCCGGCGAGCCGGGCAGCUCAGAGUCGAGGCGCCGAGGGGGACAGCGCGCCGCCACCAGCCAGGGCCCCGGGCCCCCGCCCCGCACCUGAGUCCUGCCGGCCUUGAGCCGCGCCGCGCCGCCCAUGGCGCCCCCGCCUGGAGUCCCCCGGAGCCACCUAGACGCCUGAGCCCCCGCAGCGCUCCCACCCGCCCGCCCGCCCAGCAGCCCACCCGGCGCCCUCGCCCGCCGCUCUCCCGGGCUCCCCGGCCAUGUCUCCCGCCUGGCUCCGGCCCCGACUGCGGUUCUGUCUGCUCCUCCUCCUGCUGCUGCUGGUGCCCGCGGCACGGGGCUGCGGGCCGGGCCGGGUGGUGGGCAGCCGCCGGCGGCCGCCGCGCAAACUCGUGCCGCUCGCUUACAAGCAGUUCAGCCCCAACGUGCCGGAGAAGACCCUGGGCGCCAGCGGGCGCUAUGAAGGCAAGAUCGCGCGCAGCUCGGAGCGCUUCAAGGAGCUCACCCCCAACUACAACCCCGACAUCAUCUUCAAGGACGAGGAGAACACGGGUGCCGACCGCCUCAUGACCCAGCGCUGCAAGGACCGUCUGAACUCUCUGGCCAUCUCCGUCAUGAACCAGUGGCCCGGAGUGAAGCUGCGGGUAACCGAAGGCUGGGAUGAGGACGGCCACCACUCAGAGGAGUCCUUGCACUAUGAAGGCCGCGCGGUAGACAUCACCACCUCAGACCGAGACCGCAAUAAGUAUGGACUGCUGGCGCGCUUGGCAGUGGAGGCUGGCUUCGACUGGGUGUAUUACGAGUCCAAGGCCCACGUGCAUUGCUCGGUCAAGUCCGAGCACUCUGCUGCUGCCAAGACAGGGGGCUGCUUCCCCGCUGGAGCCCACGUGCGCCUCGAGAGUGGGGCGCGUGUUGCCCUUUCAGCUGUGAGGCCAGGAGACCGGGUGCUGGCCAUGGGGGAGGAUGGGAACCCCACAUUCAGUGACGUGCUCAUUUUCUUGGACCGUGAGCCAGACAGGUUGAGAACUUUCCAGGUCAUCGAGACCCAGAAUCCUCCACGCCGUCUAGCGCUUACACCAGCCCACCUGCUCUUCACUGCUGACAAUCACACAGAAUCGGCAGCCCACUUCCGAGCUACAUUUGCCAGCCAUGUGCAACCUGGCCAGUAUGUGCUGGUGGCAGGGAUACCAGGCCUGCAGCCUGCCCGAGUGGCCUCUGUUUCUACACAUGUGGCCCUUGGGGCUUAUGCUCCGCUCACAAGGCAUGGAACACUGGUGGUGGAGGAUGUGGUGGCUUCUUGCUUUGCAGCUGUAGCUGACCACCACCUGGCUCAGUGGGCCUUCUGGCCCCUGCGACUCUUUCCCAGCAUGGCAUGGGGCAACUGGGUCCCGGUUGAGGGUGUGCACUGGUAUCCUCAGCUGCUCUACCGCCUGGGGCGUCUGUUGCUAGAAGAGGGUAGUUUCCACCCACUGGGCAUCUCUGGGACAGGGAGCUGAAAGGACCCCACCACUGCCUUCCUGGAACUGCUGUGCUGGAUCCAAAGGCCUCCCAACAGGAUCCCUGGAAGGGAUCUGAGCCUCAUGAGGACGCUGGUCCCAGCUUCUCCUCUGGAGUGGGGAGAUGCACCAUUGAGACUUGACUGGGCUCCUGUCCCCUACUCUCAUCUUGGUGUAGUGAUAGAGCUGCAAGCUGAGCUGUCACAAGGAUGGUGGGCUUUCCUUUCCUAGAGACCUGAGACCAGCCUGCCAUUGCUACUAUUUUACACCCUGCCUCUCGCCAUGAGGAGGGUCCAUUCCAUGUCUUUGGACCUCUUAAUCCAGUCUUUCAUGGGGCCUGGGUUUCUGACUUUACUGUUGGUAACAGACCACAGUAUGAAAAGAUUCUGCCCGUCGGUGGGCUUGCACCUCAGUUGAUGCUGCUAGAUUCCCUGGGAGCCAGCAGGGAGCUGGCUGGACUCAUUGCUGCCCAGACUCCAGAAGGCCACAGCCAGCCCGUCCAUCCUGAGGCCUGACCUGCCCCGCUGACCACACUCCUCCAGACCCACCCUGAGAUUUUUUGCUGUCAGGGGGCAGAGUUCUCUGCCCUGGCAAUGUGACCAUAGUACCUGGGACUGUGAGGGAGGGGCCUGAAUGUCCUCGCUAUCCCUGCCCAGGCUAGGCUCCCUUUUCUGCUGACCCAUGACCCCCACCCCCUCCUCCGGUCAGUCUUCCCCACCUUAUUUAUUGGCAUGGAGGGGGAAGCUCAUGGGAGAAUUUUGGGAAUGUUUUGGUCUUCCUUUUGUAAUAAAAUUAUUUAAGUUGUUAGA